AUGCUUAAACGCUUCUCGGCACGCAAAAAUGGCAUCACCAAACAGACGUUUGCACGAGCUAGUCGCAACUAUCGGAGCUAUAACCGUUACUUGUACGGCAGAUACGUAAGACGUGUUCAGGACAAUCUGCGAAGAAAUCCUAAACAGUACUGGAAUUUUGUAAACACUAAGCGAAAUGAAAGCGGCCUUCCAUCUACCAUGCGCAUGGAAGAUCAAUCUGCCUCCACCGCAGAAGCCAAAUGCGAACUAUUUGCUGCACGAUUUGCGAGUGUUUUUCAGGCAUCAACUGCGUCUCCAUCGGAUGUUGAAACUGCGACAAGGUCCCUGCUUGUGGACGCAUUCGACAUUGAUAUUUUCGAUGUUAGUCAGACGAUGGUGGAGAAUGCACUGAAGAAGCUGAAAUCAUCUGUAUCACCUGGACCAGACGGUAUUCCUGCGUGCAUAUUGAAAAAAUGUAGUGGCAUGUUGAUUACACCUCUGCAAGCUAUAUUCAACCUCUCUCUUCGAAGCCAGCAGUUUCCAAUCGCUUGGAAGAUGUCAUACAUUCAGCCUAUCUUCAAGAAAGGCAGUAAAGUGGAUGUGUCGAACUAUCGUGGAAUAACUUUGUUGUCUGCCGGAUCCAAAUGA
Ochlerotatus camptorhynchus is the source of this 627-nucleotide messenger RNA. RefSeq lists its product as uncharacterized. Bases 1 to 627 code for a protein of 208 amino acids. Lineage: Eukaryota; Metazoa; Arthropoda; Insecta; Diptera; Culicidae. The record is from RefSeq and is a predicted model, not a curated record. The transcript has a single exon.